Molecule: messenger RNA, 1380 nt
Organism: Engraulis encrasicolus (European anchovy)
Lineage: Eukaryota; Metazoa; Chordata; Actinopteri; Clupeiformes; Engraulidae
Product: zinc finger protein 135-like
Exons: 2
Coding region: 11-967 (318 amino acids)
Biological process (GO): regulation of gene expression
Cellular component (GO): nucleus
Source: RefSeq, a predicted model, not a curated record
GGGAUCAGAAAUGCCAUCGUCUGCAGUCCCCAAAUUCAGAGCUGUCCCGGAGACAAAGGUAGAUAAUGUGAGGCCAUGUAAGUCUCCUGUCUGUGGAGAGGAUUUCUCCAGAAAGUCAGCAAUGGAAAAGCACCUGCAGGACGUUCACACAGGAGAGAAGCCUCAUCUCGAACAAGACUUGCACACACGCACAGGAAAGACAUCCUCCCACCACAAACAUUAUGACAAACCUGUUAGGAAGGCCAAUGAUCUCUCCUCACACAAGAGCACCGACACAGGGCUGAAGAUCCACCACUGUGGACAGUGUGGUAAGAGUUUCAGAUGGGCAGGAAAACUCACACGGCACCAGCGCAUCCACACAGGAGAAAGACCGUUUCACUGUGGAGAAUGUGGGAAGACUUUUACUCAUGCAAGAAAUCUCAAGAAUCACAAGCUCAUCCACACAGGAGAGAGACCACACCUGUGUCCAGAGUGCGGCAGGUGUUUUGCUUGGUUGGGGAAUCUCAGGGCACACCAGCUCAUCCACACAGGAGAGAAACGCCACCACUGUGGACAGUGCGUUAAGAGUUUCACACAUUCUGGAGCCCUGAGGAGACACCAGCUCAUCCACACAGGAGAGAAACGCCACCACUGUGGACUGUGUGGAAAGACUUUCACACAAGCAGAACAACUCACGAGCCAUCAGCUCAUCCACACAGGGGAGAAACCAUACUUCUGUGGACAGUGUGGCAAGAGUUUCAGGAAAGCAGGAAACCUCAUGAGACACAAAAGUAUCCACACAGGAGAGAGGCCGUACCAAUGUACACAGUGCUCCAAAUCUUUUAGACGAUUGGAACAUCUCAAAGAACACCAGCACCUUCACACAGGGGAGAAACCGUACCUCUGUGGACAGUGUGGGAAGAGUUUCAGGCACACACGAACUCUCUGGUAUCACAAGCUCAUCCACACGGGAGAGAAAUGCCACUAGUGUACAGCAUGUAGAUCUUUUUCUCAUUUGGGGCAACUAAGAAGACACCUAUGCACUCACACAGGACACAAGCCCACCCAACCGCUGUAAAAAGUGUGUCAAAUGCUGUGUAAAUGUACGACAUCUCACCACACAUUCACACAUGCGGGUUAACACUUCGGAAGACGCUGGGCAAACUUUUUUCACGUUCAUCUAGUUUACGAGGCUAGUUCUGAAGUUCUGUUCUUAUAAAUAAUUUGUAAAUGCAUGUGUGUAAAGUUAUUGCCUUGUAGAAACGUGCAAAAGCUUGUUAAGGGAUAUCUACAACUUUAUUACCCAAAUCAUACAUUUCUGUCCUGUUUAAGAUUUUUGAAAUGUACGUAUACUUCGGACUUAAAAGAAAACACUAAAAACAUUGUCCUAUUCAUUCUCAA